UACGGCAUCGGCAUGGACAAUUGAAGGGGCAAAACAAGGCAAGAAUCAUUUUUCAGAACAGAAAAAAUAUCCCAAAUCUUACAUAAAUCCUGCAGUAUCUCCAAACCCUUCAUUUUCCUUCCAGCUGCAGAACAGCAGCAGCAGCAGCAGAUUCAGAGAGAAUAUAUAUAACCCAAAAAAAGAAAAGAAAAGAAGCGAAGAUGAUGAAAUUACAAGUCGCACCAUCUUCAUAUUCACAGAAGAAGAAGAAACAAAAGAGCGGAGGCGGCCAACAACAAGAACAAAACCCUAAUGUUGCUGAAUCCACUCGCAUUCGUAUAUCCCAAAUCAUCGACCAGUUUCUUUCUACAAAUGAUGAUAUGUAUGCUUUCGAACCCAACCUUACAAAUGCUGAACGUGCUGUGGUGCAUGAAUUAUGUAGGAAGCUGGGUCUGAAGUCCAGAAGUAAAGGGAAUGGGAAUAAACGGCAUGUUUGUGUGCACAAAAUUAAAAAGAAUGGCUUCACCAAGGAUGGGAAGGAAAAUUGCAGUUCUUUUACAUUUUCGGAAGAUGCAAAAGAGGUUUUACAGGACUUAUUUACUCAAUAUCCUCCUGAUGAUCGAGAUUUGGGUGAGGAAACUAUUGGGAAACAUGGUGGAAAAACUGAAAAAAUACGAGAAAAAAGAGAUGAUAUUUUUUGCAAACCCUCUAUGAACAAGGCCGAAAUCGGGAGAAAGGUGGAAUCAUUUGCUUCUAAGUUAGAAAAAUCCCAAGAGUUAAGACAGAUUACUGAAGGGAGAGCUAAGCUCCCAAUUGCAUCGUUCAGGGAUGUGAUUAUGUCAACAAUAGAAUCUAAUCAGGUAGUGCUUAUAUCUGGCGAGACUGGAUGUGGAAAAACAACACAGGUCCCGCAGUUUCUUUUGGAUUACAUGUGGGGCAAGGGUGAGGCAUGCAAAAUAGUCUGCACUCAACCACGGCGAAUCUCAGCAACAUCAGUUGCUGAAAGAAUCUCUCGUGAAAGAGGCGAAAAUGUUGGAGAUAGUGUGGGAUAUAAGAUACGUUUGGAGACCAAAGGUGGGAAGAACUCAUCCGUUGUGUUUUGCACUAAUGGGGUUCUGUUGAGGGUGCUGGUUUCUAAAGGCACUGAAAGGUUGAAAGCAGAAUCUUCAAAAAGACUGGCAAAGGAUGCUGUUUCUGACUUAACUCACAUUAUUGUGGAUGAAAUUCAUGAGAGGGAUCGCUACUCCGAUUUCAUGCUAGCAAUUCUCAGAGACAUGCUUCCUUCAUAUCCUCAAUUACGUCUGGUUCUAAUGAGUGCUACACUUGAUGCUGAACGAUUUUCACAAUAUUUUGGUGGAUCCCCAAUUAUCCGAGUCCCUGGGUUCACUUAUCCUGUCAAAACUUUCUUCUUGGAGGAUGUACUUACAAUUCUGAAAGCAACAGAGAAUAAUCACCUUGAUUGUGCUUCAGAAGAUGCCAUGGUCGAUGAGUUUGAGUUGGGAGAGGAAUACAAGAUUGCCCUUGACGAGGCUAUUAAUUUAGCAUGGUUGAAUGAUGAGUUUGAUACCCUCCGAGAUUUGGUCUCUUCUGAAAGAACUCCGAAAGUUUUUAAUUACCAGCAUUCAUCGAGUGGAGUAACACCACUAAUGGUGUUUGCAAAAAAAGGCAAAGUGGGUGAUGUUUGCAUGCUCCUCUCUUUUGGUGCAGACUGCCAUUUACAAGACAGUGAUGGAAUUACUGCACCAGAGUGGGCUGAACGGGAGAGUCAGGGAGAAGCUUCUGAAAUUAUUAAAAAACACAUGGAAAAAGUCCAUUCCAACUGUGAGGAAGAUCAAGAAUUACUCGAUAAAUAUUUAUCCACUAGCAAUCCUGAGCUUGUUGAUGUUGCCCUUAUAGAGAAGUUAUUGAGAAAGAUUUGUAUGGAUUCGAAGGAUGGAGCUAUCCUUGUUUUCCUUCCUGGGUGGGAUGAUAUAAAUAAAAUGAGAGAGAAAUUACUUGCUAGCCCCUUUUUCAAGGACUGUUCAAAGUUUUUGAUAAUAUCUCUUCACUCCAUGGUCCCAUCUGCGGAGCAAAGGAAGGUUUUCAGACGCCCCCCUCUGGGUUGCCGUAAAAUUGUUCUUUCAACUAACAUCGCUGAGACUGCUAUCACUAUUGAUGAUGUUGUUUAUGUUAUAGACAGUGGACGGAUGAAGGAAAAAAGUUAUGACCCCUACAAUAAUGUAUCAACUCUUCAGUCUUCUUGGGUUUCAAAAGCAAGUGCAAAGCAAAGAGAGGGACGUGCAGGACGCUGCCAACCAGGAAUCUGUUAUCACCUUUAUUCAAAACUUCGUGCCGCUUGGAUGCCUGAUUUCCAAAUACCAGAAAUUAAGAGGAUGCCAAUUGAGGAACUUUGUUUGCAGGCAAAACUGAUUGAUCCAAAUUGCAAUAUAGAAAAUUUUCUACGCAAAACAUUGGACCCUCCAGUUUUUGAAACUAUACGUAAUGCAAUUAUUGUUCUUCAAGAUAUCGGGGCCUUGUCACAUGAGGGAGAACAACUUACAGACCUUGGGGAGAAGCUUGGUUCUCUACCAGUUCAUCCAUUAAUUUGCAAGAUGCUUUUCUUUGGCAUAUUAUUGAACUGCCUUAAUCCAGCCUUGACUUUGGCCUGUGCCUCUGACUAUAGAGAUCCAUUUAUUCUUCCCAUGUUGCCAAAUGACAAAAAGAAAGCUGCAGCUGCUAAAUCUCAUCUGGCUUCAAUGUUUGGUGGAAAUAGCGACCAACUAGCAGUGGUAGCUGCAUUUGAGUGCUGGAUGAAUGCCAAGAAAAAGGGCCAAGAAGCCCGGUUUUGUUCUCAAUAUUUUGUGUCCUCCAGCACCAUGAAUAUGCUGUUUGGAAUGCGUAAGCAACUCCAAAAUGAAUUACUCCGACAUGGGUUCCUUCCAGAAGAUGUGUCAAAUUGUAGCUUGAAUGAACGCAAUCCAGGUAUACUCCACGCCGUCCUUGUUUCUGGUUUGUAUCCAAUGGUGGCAAGAUUGCUUCCACCUUUCAAGAAUACAAACCGGUCCAUGGUAGAGACUGCUAGUGGAGAGAAAGUACGAUUGCAUCCUCAUUCCUCCAACUUUAAGUUAUCAUUUACGAAAUCUAGUGACCAACCUCUGAUCAUAUUUGAUGAGAUAACCCGCGGAGAUGGAGGUAUGCACAUCAGGAACUGUAGUGUUGUUGGGCCUCUCCCAUUGUUAUUGCUGGCAACAGAGAUGGUAGUGGUUCCUAUUAAGGAUAUUGAUGAUGAUGAUGAUGACAAUAACAAUGAGAGUGACUAUGAAGAUGCUGAUGAAGAUGAAAGUGAUGACUACAAAAUCGAAAUGCAUAAUAAGUUGGGUGAAGAUUAUGAAGAGAAGGUUAUGUCUUCUCCUGACAAUGCAGUUAAGGUCGUUGUUGACCGGUGGCUUUCUUUCAAAUCAAUAGCCCUUGAUGUUGCUCAAAUAUACUGCCUUAGAGAGAGACUAUCUGCAGCAAUCCUUCUCAAAGUGACACAUCCACGGAAAGUUCUUUCUCCACUUCUAGAGGCUUCUCUGAAUGCAAUAGCCUCUGUCUUAUCUUAUGAUGGGAUGUCAAAGAUCUCAUCACCAACGGAACCUGUGGACUCGCUGACUUCAAUGGUGAAUGCAACUGAAAUAGACCAAUCCACACAUGGGAAGGUGAAAGGGAUGGUUCAGAAUUCAAAUGGUUUUCUGAGAUCUAUGCCACAAGCAUACAGGGGUACAAUGAGCUGGAAUGGCCCAUUAAGCAGUCAUGUCCAGUAUCCUAUUGCUUCAACACACAUAAAACCAUAUCCGAGGUUUGCACCACAAGGUCCCAGUGGAGCCAUAUCAGGACCAAUUGCUUUGAGGGGGGAUUCUUCCAAGCGGCAGCGUGGUAAUUGGUCUUGAUAACAAUAGGAUUUACUAGGCUUUUCUUGUUUACUUAUAGACAAAAAAAUGGAUGAAAAUCCUGUCUAGUUGGGACGUAGGCCUUGAUUUUGAAAGGGACCUCAAUGGUAAGAAAUAGAAUUUUAUUCAGAAUGUUUCUUUAGAGCAAGAUUGCAAUUAUAAGUUGUUUUAAAUUUUGAUAAAAACCAGGGCUCCUGGUGUUUUAUUGUGAGGUUAAGCUGUUAUAGUGCACAACUUGUGGCCUUCCUCCAUAUAAAGGUGUGCCAUCAACAAGCGUGUGUGGUAAUAUUGAAGAUAAACUUUUUGGGGAAAAAAAAGGGAUAAAAAUUGCAUC
Molecule: messenger RNA, 4221 nt
Organism: Camellia sinensis
Lineage: Eukaryota; Viridiplantae; Streptophyta; Magnoliopsida; Ericales; Theaceae
Source: RefSeq, a predicted model, not a curated record